UAUCAUCAAAACUUAACUUGUUAGUACUUUACUUGUUACUCGUUUGUAUUAAGUUUUUAAUACAUAUUACUAUUUCAAACUACGCCGUGUCAUAUAUAGACUACCUGUUAUUAAAAUUUUAUUUAAAUUAAAAAUGCUUAGUUAGUUUACAAGUGUUACCAAGCAUAAUGAAUAAAAAGACUGAUAAUAGUGGAUGGAUAUUGUGUCCGUCGAAAAGCCAUCCUGGUAAAUUCUAUUAUUUCAACAUACACAACGGAGAAUCAGCGUGGAGCUUAUACGAUAAUGAGAAGGGAAUGUUUAAGAAUGAUGGUACUUUACACAAAAUCGUAGAUGUUCCCAAACCUAUAACUCCGCCGGAAAACCAAAGCGCUAGGACUUGUUACAACAAUUUAAGAAGAUGCUCAACAUUUGGAGCAGUAAAAUUCCCGAAAUACAUCACAUCCAAUGAAGAUUCAGCUAUAAUUUGGGCUCCAAUCUACAAGUCUAAGCUAUUAACCAAUGAUAACACUAAAAUAGACCAAUGCACUCAAACAGACAUAUAUUUCAAUCAGUCACAACCAACACCGGUUUUCAAAGAUUUUCAAUUCAAUAAGAACACUUCAAUUAAUGUAUUAGAUAGGUCAACUUCAGCUAAUCAUACCUAUGCUGGCCAGAUAGGUUCAAAAACAAUACCCAAAAGAGGUAUAUAUUCAAAAGCAUGUUUACUUAAAGAAACAAGACUUAAAACAUAUCAGAAUGAGACUGAAAUUAAUGAAAAAAGUAAUUGUUACUCCAAUAAUAUGCAAAAUAGUACCAUAUCUGAUGGGCGCAAAGUCCAAAAUACAAUGAAUGAUAUUGAGGAACUACAUUGUGAUAGUUAUGACUUGAGAUUUGUUUUGAGAGCAAAGAAAAGGAAAUCUAACGAGACAAAUGAUACACUUGUAUCAACAAAGGAAAUAUUCAAUACUAAUGGCAACAAAGGAACGAACACACAAACGGACACCGAGAGCACAAAAGAUUGGUACAUUGUAGUGGACUCUGAUGUGCUGCUUCAGGAAUUCGAUUUCAUUAUCUCCUAUAUAAACAAAGAUGAUACUUGUUAUCUCUACAUACCGAAGAUCGUUGAGGAACAAUUGAAAUCUGCUGCGAUCGGGGAUCAAAGUGAAUUCAAAUCUCCCGAGAUCUCGGAACACUGGAAACGUAAAUCGUCCACAGCUAGAAGUAUACAACGGCGACUGGAAAACUAUAAAUCAAAGUUAAAUCUGCCCGAGUGUACACAAGACACCGCUGUGAAUCAAAUAGUAAAAUGUUGUUCUGAUAUCAUGCAGCGGAAUAAAGAUGUGAUGCUUGUCACAAACGACGAGGAAUUGCUGAAAAUAGCUACAUCGCAUCAAAUAAGGGCCAGCACUGUGCGAGAUUUAAAAAAACAUUUAUGUAUCGAGAAUGACAUUAACAAAUAUACCAAAAAUAACGAAAAUCUCUUCCUGCAAGACAUCGCAAUGUUCGAACCGCUGUCGCUGAGCAAGUUUCUUAAAAAUACUGAAGGCUACAAGCAGAAUGAUUGUGAUCCAUCGAACAAAGAUAUGUCCUGCUUGAUUUAUAAUAUGAGUAAGCUGAAAUUAUCAAACCCACGUGGUAGGAGAGAGGAAAAUACAUUUAAAGUGAACGGUACCAACUAUAAUGAUAUGACACAAUCACUAUCAUUAAAUAAUGAUAGUAUUAGCGAGCAAAAAAUGUGUGAUCAACAAUUAAUGAUAAGUGCCCCGAAGGAUACGGAGAAUUCAAAUCACAAUGACGAAAAAUCGAUUAAUUGUAUCGAUUCUGAAUCGAUAUCGUUUUAUGUGAACAAUGAUAUUGUUGAAAAAAAUCUUUGCCUGAGAUCAGAGGAAUUUGUUUGCCAUUUAGAUCAAAUUGUUGAGGAAUUCCUAUAUAUUGUAUCGCAGGAAAAACAACGAGAUGUCAGCCAGCCUCGGCCGUGGUCAAUCCAAGAUGGAUUAGAAAGUCUUAAAGAUAUUUACAAAGACGACAAACAAAUAGCUGAUAUCAUUAAGAAGCUAGCGGACUUGUAUAUAUCAGUACGGGGAGACAACAACAUAAAGCCCUACAAGUUUAUGCUAUUAUUCGAGCACUGGUACCGCUUGGUGCAAGCUGUUGAGGUAACUCUUAUAAAACUCUUUCAAUACAAAACAGUUGACCUGACUUUUCGAUGAACCAAGGGUGGUAGGUUGUUCAUAGGGACUACGCAUCUGUAUCCAGUAGUCAACAGAUUUUUGACUUUAUGAUUAAAAUAUUAUCCUGAAGUAACUAAUUGGCUAAAGUGGAGGAUAAAAAAAAAAACAUGUCUUGACACU
Messenger RNA from Danaus plexippus (monarch butterfly), 2330 nucleotides. RefSeq lists its product as uncharacterized. The record is from RefSeq and is a predicted model, not a curated record. Lineage: Eukaryota; Metazoa; Arthropoda; Insecta; Lepidoptera; Nymphalidae. The transcript is spliced from 9 exons. The coding region runs from base 168 to 2189 and encodes 673 amino acids.